Molecule: messenger RNA, 2535 nt
Organism: Aspergillus caelatus
Lineage: Eukaryota; Fungi; Ascomycota; Eurotiomycetes; Eurotiales; Aspergillaceae
Product: Mysoin-binding motif of peroxisomes-domain-containing protein
Exons: 9
Coding region: 1-2535 (844 amino acids)
Biological process (GO): translesion synthesis; regulation of DNA replication; mismatch repair
Cellular component (GO): PCNA complex
Molecular function (GO): DNA binding; myosin binding; DNA polymerase processivity factor activity
Source: RefSeq, a predicted model, not a curated record
AUGGAAUCUCUUGUUUAUGAAAACUCGCCUUUGGCGGAUUAUCUCCAAGGGGAGGGUGAGCACGACCCAAGCUGGCCCGUUAAGGAGGCAGAGAAUAGCGAUAUUGCCUCCGAGUCGACAGCGGCGGAUUUUGCUCCACGAGGAGCGUCAAAAUUCCAAGAACGGAUUCGGAAUAAGCUCCCUAAACCACUGGACCUUAAGUCAUCGCACCAAAGAGCGGCUCUAGGCAAACUCUACGACGCCUGUACGUCGGCGUUGAAUUCGCGCGUUGGACGAAGCGAUAAUGAGAGGUUUCUGGAACAAUUCGGUUAUGUCAUCGUCGCGUCGCAGUUGCUGAACGAGCAUAGCGCCCCUUCCUAUACUUCGGCUGCAGAUGUGCUGUCUAGUUCACGCUCGGCAGAUCUUCCGUCAAUUUCCUCAACUUUUGGACUACAGGGCGCCGUUGUCACAGCUUCGACAUCCUUCUCUAUCGCUUGGUUGUUGCACUGGAGUCGUCCUCGAACGGGCUCAGGCCUGAACCCCCGAAAAGUUGGCGUACUAUUAGUCUUAGUACCCGUAAUCGGGGUUCUGUUUUACGCAUUCGCUAAACGACAAUGGCUCAAGUAUCUGCGACACCAAUCUGUGGAUGCGGCGGCAUUUUUCAUCGGCAACGCUCAAGGGUUUGAUUCUGCUGCUUCGGCAUCGGUCGUGUUCAUACAGGAGGUUGAGCUAGUCUCCAGAGGCUACCGCAUAAGCACGCCACUGCCUCCCAUAUCUAGACUUGAGGAUCAAGCGCAAACGCGGCGAUGCUUGAGGCUGCGUCGGACUGUGUCGGAAUGCUUCUACGCCAUGUUGAAACGGUAUAUACAGGCACAACGCUCUUUGCAACCCGUCACGGAUAAUGACAACCUGGCCAAAUAUUAUGACAUUUACGAUGUCUCGGAGGAAGAAUUGGCGGAGGCUGAAUCAGCACUCGCCGAGCGGGCGGUUGAAGAUCAAUACUCCUUACGCGCUCUUCGCACCCUAUUCGGACGGUUAUACAUCGUGAGAAAGAGCAUACUCUGCUGCCUAUUGGCUUUGGGUGCCGAUGGUGGAGGAUCCGACAUCGCGCGAUGGACCAUCGCUAUCGAGCAAAUGCAGGACCUGGCCGAGGUAACCGGCAGAAAUACAGAAAAGAUGACCAACAUCCUCAAUGAGGAAGACAGUGAUCAAGUUCCUCGGUCUCCCCUACCCACAGCAUCUCCUAAUAAGGAGCAUCUCCGUGCGCAAUAUCGGAAGCUUAACUCUCUUUCACAGGCAAUCCGCGCGCUUCACGCAAAAAUGCAUCUCAUCAGAGAAAUGUCUAGUGCCAGUUUGGAACAAACGGAUGCUGAUGAGAAUGACGAGAAUGAAGUGACUCUUGCUUCUCACUACGAAUCAAUCGGAACGGACAUUAAAAACCUUCUCCAAGAAUGGGAGGAUGGUAAAGCCGCCAUGGCCAGUACCACGCCAGACAAUCGAUUGAACGUGGAUCGACUUUCGAGGCCGUUGAGUGAGUGGAAGCUGCCGUCAUCCCCCACUCCUAGCCUAGGCGGUUCCACAGCGGUGGAAGGUAGUCCAGCCGAUGCGCUUAAAGCCUUGAAUGGCGAAAGGCCGGAUUCCAGCAUCAUUCAUACCAUCGAUGACGAGGAGGAAAUUUUUGAAGCCGUGGCUCUCCCAGCCCGUAGCAAGAGACAAUCCUUGACGAGAGAGGAGCGAAUCGCUCGGGUCAAAGAAGACCGAGCAAAACAAGCAGCGGCACUGUUGGAAGCUCGCCUAGAACAAGCCUCUCUCCUCAAGCGCGUUGUCGACGCUAUCAAGGAUUUGGUGCAGGACUGCAACUUCGACUGCAAUGACUCUGGUAUCGCCCUCCAGGCCAUGGAUAACUCCCAUGUAGCCCUGGUUUCCAUGCUUCUCAAGGCCGAAGGCUUCUCCCCAUACCGCUGCGACCGCAACAUUGCUCUUGGUAUCAACUUGGUCUCCUUGACCAAGGUCCUGCGGGCUGCUCAGAAUGAAGACAUUCUUACUCUCAAGGCCGACGACUCCCCGGACGCCGUUAACCUCAUGUUCGAGAGCGCCGAGACCGACAGACUAAGCGAAUAUGAUCUUAAGUUGAUGGACAUUGACCAGGAGCACCUGGCAAUCCCGGAGACCGAGUAUGCCGCUACUGUCGAGAUGCCUUCUGCAGAGUUCCAGCGGAUCUGCAGAGACCUGAACGCGCUUUCCGAGUCUGUUGUCAUUGAGGCUACCAAGGAAGGUGUGAAGUUCUCCUGCCAGGGUGACAUUGGCAGUGGAUCCGUCACCAUCCGUCAACACACCAACGUCGAUAAGCCCGACCAGAACGUUUCCAUUGCUCUUUCCGAACCCGUUGCCCUUACUUUCUCCCUCAAGUACCUCGUCAACUUCUGCAAGGCUACAACUCUCUCCAGCACGGUGACCCUCUGCCUGUCCCAGGAGGUUCCCCUGCUUGUUGAGUACGGUCUGGGAAGUGGUCACCUGAGAUUCUACCUCGCUCCUAAGAUUGGUGACGAGGAGUAA